This is a messenger RNA of Cyprinodon tularosa, 3054 nucleotides long. RefSeq lists its product as uncharacterized. The coding region runs from base 100 to 2865 and encodes 921 amino acids. Gene Ontology annotation, biological process: T cell receptor signaling pathway; protein localization to plasma membrane; integrin-mediated signaling pathway. NCBI's taxonomy places the organism in Eukaryota, Metazoa, Chordata, Actinopteri, Cyprinodontiformes, Cyprinodontidae. Gene Ontology annotation, cellular component: plasma membrane. Gene Ontology annotation, molecular function: protein binding. The transcript has 17 exons. The record is from RefSeq and is a predicted model, not a curated record.
GCGUCUGAAAGCUGUUCACUGCAUUGAUGUUUCCAAGUGUUUUCAAACAAUAACCUGUUUUCCAGGAGCUCUGGUCGGCGAUGAAUAAAGCCCACAAGCAUGGAAGAGGAAGGUCAAAUUAACUUCAAAGCAAUAAGGGCAAAAUUUCAGGAGGAGGGUUUCUUGGCUCAUUCAAAAAACGGUCGACCAGCAGUUGCUGAAAAACCCAAACUCCUUCAACCGCAUUUAGGACACUCCAGCUCUAUGGUCAGCGGUACUGCCAUGGCUGUGGAAAACCAGACUCCCGAGGUUCCCCGUGUCCUCUUCAGGGAUGGGCAUUGGUCAUCCGGAGGCAGGCGGCCCAUUCCCUUUCCACCUCACCCUAGGCCGACAUCUCCUUCAUCACAGCUUGCAAAUGGAGAAAACUCAUCGAAGCAUUCCUUCAAAGACCGACACAUGCCUCCUAUGCUCCCUGUCCUCACUGUUAAAGAUCAUAAGGUGGAUCCACCUGCAGGAAAGGAGCACAAACUGGAAUCAGAGACAGAAAGAGGAGUUUUCCCACAUGCUAAGAUCAAGAAAAAGGGUUUGUUGCUUCCUUUCAAAUCAGCCAAGGCAUCCAAGCACUCAGCCGAUAAUGGAGAUGAUCCCACAUAUGACGAUUUAAGCUACAGGCCUGGUAGUGCUACCAGUGAAUUGUGCACGAAGGAAAAACGGAUCACCGAAGAACAGGGUUCCCUCCAAAGUGAUCCCUCUGAUUACAGUCCUGAAUCCGCCGUCACCUCUCCUCCACCAGCAACCUACCCUGAUUCUGAAAACAGGAUUCUGAGCACACUGGAGAAGGCCAAAAAAAAGCUUUCGAGGCGUCAGAUUAUGAUUCCCUCUAAACCCAAAAGUUUGCCCUCACCUGACUACAGCUGUAGAGGGAAGACCUUCCCUUUGUCUCCAAGGAAUCCCGACGGCGUCGGUUCAGAUGUCCUCCUAGCUCCACCCGUAUGCCUUCCACACUUUGCCUGUAUUUCCGCUCGACCUUUCUUCAAAGCAAACAACUCCGCUCGUAAGCCAACUUUAGAGAAACUUCUUGUAGUGAAACCCGAACAACUGCCACUGAGGUCUGUUGAAGCUUGUUCCCCCCAGAUUCCCUUAAAGAAGCAGCUACCUGAGAUGUGGACACUUGGAGCCGCUCCAGUAAAGCCAACCAGACCUCCAACAGUUGAUCUGAGCUCUUACCAUCCAGGCCAAUUUAAAGAAGUAUCACCUGUUUGGUGCCAAACACCAAAAAACGAGGAAUUCUCUGUGCUGGAUGCUCCGGAUUUUCCAGACUUUGAGACUUCAGAGUUGGAAACACCAGAGGGCGAACCCGUUGACGUGGCUGCAUUAGAAAUUGAAGCCUUAAACAUAGUUGUUGGUAAUCUUACAACACCCCUCAGAUUUGAGGUUCCAGAUUAUGUGGCUCCAGACUGUGCCUCGUCAGUUUGGGAUCCAGUAGAGACCAAUAGGAGCCAUGUGGACCAAGAUCUAAACCUUGGCAGCCCACACAUAAUACCCCUUGAUCCAGCAAGCUUUCCUGAACCAGUAAACCUACCAGAGUUUCCAGAGCUGCCUCUACCAGAGCCCCCGUCCUACAGCGAAGAGGCAGCUGUAGAUGCGAAUCUCAAUUCUGGCUUUGCUGCGUCUGAUGUGGGUGCUGCUGAGAAACUGUCUAUCCAAGAGGAACCUGAGCUUGUAGACCAUCCAGCAUCAGGCUAUGAAACUCAAACCCAACCAAGCAAACCUCACCAGAACAGCUACUAUGAAACGUGUGAUAACCUUUAUGAAGAUGUUGAGAUCAAGAAGCUCCUUGAAAGCCAGAUAUCGGCGAAACAAAAAAGCAGACUGAAGCUGCUACAGUAUUGGUGUAAUUUAAUUAUCUCCUUUCCUCCAGAUCCAUACGCUAACAGGAACUCAAAGAAGGGGGAAGCAUGUCUUCACAAACGGCCGCGGCAUCCAUGGCAAAACACGAGCCCCAACACUGCAGAUCAUAAAGACCAGAGGAAGAGGGAGAAACAGCGACUUGAAAAGGAGAGAAAGGAGCAAAAAGAGAGGGAGAAGAAAGAAAAUGAAAUGAAAAAAAAGUUCAAAGUGACCGGGCAGGAGGAGGCGAUGUACCACGCUAAGGUCACCGGGGCCAGUAAAGUCCGGAAGAACGACCUGCCGGUGAAAAGCGGGGACACGGUCAGCAUAAUCCGAACCACCAACUGCCCUAAAGGCAAAUGGUUGGCUCGGGAUUCCAACAACAAGUACGGUUAUAUUUCAGUGAUGAAUGUUGAGCUGAAUAUCAAGGACAUGCUGGAACUCGGCAAAAAGGCUCAAGCAGCUGGACGAGGAGCCUAUGUGGAGCCUGACACCAUCAGCAUCGGAAGCAGAUCCUCCAACCCCCCUCUUCUGACAAGCAGCUGUAAGUGUCCAAAGCCUCUGUUCACAGAUGACAGCGAGGAGUGGGCCUGUGAGGAUGAAGUUCUUUCAGCAUCCUAUGAAAGCCAGAUUGCUCAGCAGACAGUUUCAGAGCCAGAAAUAUCAUGCGUUCAUGUGGAAGGACAGCAUACCCUCAGUGACAGUAACCUGGAAGACCAGCACACACAGACCGGCCAAGAAGCUCUGCAGAAACUGGCCUUGCUGUUUCAACAAAGCAAUGAUGAGUUUGGUGAUGGAGGAGCAGCUUCUAUCAAGUACAGUUCCUCUUACACAGCUCUGCCAACAGCUUGUUGUGUGCGGUUGAGGAGCCUCCGUACCCCGAACAGCAGAUUGACUUCACAGAGGUGGAGUUCCUCCCUCCUCCUCCUCUGUACGCCGACACCACCUGAUCUACGGGAGCUGCAGGACGGCCUUUCCAUAAUUAACAUUAGAUGAACUUUGGUAUCUCUUUGAUUUAACUUAGCCAGAAUUGCAAUUUUCACCAGAGGUUUUCACUCACUUUCCAUCACUUUUUAAUUUUCUUUAGAUUCUAUAAACUGAUGAUAAACACAGUUAUUGCACAGGAGUGGGUAGAAAUAAACAGUUUUUUUAUGUAUGUCUUUAUUUUUUGCAGCUGCUUUAAGU